Messenger RNA from Pseudovirgaria hyperparasitica, 1322 nucleotides. RefSeq lists its product as uncharacterized. Lineage: Eukaryota; Fungi; Ascomycota; Dothideomycetes; Acrospermales; Acrospermaceae. The transcript has 3 exons. The record is from RefSeq and is a predicted model, not a curated record. The coding region runs from base 282 to 1082 and encodes 266 amino acids.
UAACAAUGUUCCUUGAACAAUCCAUAGUUCACUCUCAAACCUUCUUUUUAUCACCUUAAUACUUUCGACCACUCUCUCUUGCCAUUUGACUCUCUCCAUAUCAUCCCUAGAUUGAAGGAUAGCCUGGUGGUCAUCUUACUCUGUGCUGAUUCGUCGCGCUCCUCACCAAUCCCGCGUGUCGCCUGCAUGCUUACAGCAUCCGCAUAGUUUCUAUCAGGCGUCCAUCUCGACUUCAACCUCUUUCGCACGCCCAAACUCAGAAAAGUGCGCAUCCAAUAACCAUGCGUUUUUCCUCAACUCUGGUAUUUGCGUUGUCUGCGCUCGCUGUUGCUGAGGAGCAAGCUCCGCUUGCAGACAAGGUCAAGGGAUGGUUUAACAAGGCUCAGUCUUACGUGUCCUCUGCUGUUCCCGCGCCGUCCCACCUAAUUGACGCCGGCGCUGCGAAGGUUGCCUCUGCUGUGGUCUCACCUAUCAACCGGGAGAACUGGAAGACCGUAAUUCGUCCUACAUCAGCGCUGAGCGAAGGUCCUGAAGAAUGGGUAGUGUACGUCACUGGCGGUAACACGACCUGCUUCGGACGAUGCGCCAAUGCGACGAAAGCAUGGAACGAAUCUGUCGCACUCAUGUCUCCCAACCCGAAGCGUCCCAACUUUGCAAUUCUCGAUUGUGAAGAAGAUCCAAUACUCUGCAAUGCCUGGGCUGUUGGUCCUCCGGCUCUUUACUACAUCCUUCUCCCGAAGCCUCUGCCUGAUCAAUCCAAACCCUCAACCACUGUAUAUUAUAUUCCCAUGAACCGCACCUCCAUCACCGCUCGCGAGAUCACCAAGCUCGUUGCCGAGAAGGGCUACCAGGAUUUCAAGCCGUAUGAGGGACCAUAUCAUCCGUUCGACGGUCUUUUAGCGCAAUUCGGUCUUGAUAUUCCACUUGCCUACGUUAGCUGGGGUUUCUCUAAACUGCCAUCAUGGGCACCAAUGAUUAUAAUCUCAUUCUUGAGCCGUUCUUUCAUGGGACGAAGGAUGAAUCCAAAUCGUGGUGCUGGAACAGCUGGUGCUGCCCCCGCAGGAGCUGCUCCCGCUAGGUGAUACCACUCAUCCACGGUGCUGCGCCAUCUCACUCUAUAACCGAGGAAUGAAGUCGACGACCUAAACCCCCAUCUAUCAUCUAAGGCUGUACCAACUGGAUACGAUUAAGACGGUAUUGUAUCAGUGGACAAUUCUAGACAUACCACAGCGGAGAAGGAAAAUUGUGCUAUAAUAUAUGUAGAUGAUCAACGCAUACAGUUCAAUUAAUAUAUAAUUGUUGAUUGGCCUGCCCAACCACUG